Molecule: messenger RNA, 1878 nt
Organism: Poecilia latipinna (sailfin molly)
Lineage: Eukaryota; Metazoa; Chordata; Actinopteri; Cyprinodontiformes; Poeciliidae
Gene: oclna
Product: occludin a
Exons: 9
Coding region: 224-1696 (490 amino acids)
Biological process (GO): bicellular tight junction assembly
Cellular component (GO): bicellular tight junction; apical plasma membrane; cytoplasmic vesicle
Source: RefSeq, a predicted model, not a curated record
GCUCUCUAGGUGUGGCCCGGGUUGUUUUCAGCAGCUGCUGCGGUUUCACUAGAGACAUUUCAGAGGAGACGAGCCUGACAGCAACAGGGAAAGAGACGAUCUCAGUUCUUCAAAACUCUUUGGAUUCAGUGGUAAAAAGCCCAGCGGCGUUUUGGUCGAUUCAGCUUCAAUUCAAUUAAGGUACUGUUGUUUUGAUUGGCACUGUUUAGUGGAUCAAACAGCGAUGUCCUCCAAACCCAAUGGGAGCCCCCCUCCCUAUGAAGAGGAUGAUAGAUAUAAUGGACCUGCUCAACCAGCCUACUCUUACUACCCUGACGAUGAGUUCCAGCACUUCUAUCGCUGGUCCUCGCCUCCAGGAAUCCUUAAAAUCAUGGCCAUCAUUACCCUUGUGCUGUGUGUGGCCAUCUUUGCCUGCGUUGCCUCAACACUGGCGCAUGACAGUCAGGCCAUGUCCAACUUUGGAGGAAUGUAUGGAGGAUCUGGAGGAAUGUAUGGAGGAUCUAGCUAUGGAGCUGGAACCAAUUAUGGCUACGGUUCAAUUGGGGGAAACUACAAUGACCCGCGUUCCGGGAAAGGGUUUAUGAUCGCAAUGGCCACCUUUGUCUUCAUCUUCUCCCUGGUCGUCUUUAUCAUCAUCGUGUCUCAUCAGAGCCUGUCUCAGAGCAGGAAGUUCUACUUGGCCGUGUUGAUCAUCUGUCCCAUCCUGGCACUGUUGAUGCUCAUUGCCACCAUCGUGUACUUGGUGGCAAUAAACCCCUCAUCCCAGACCUCGACAGUUUACGGCAGCCAGAUUGCGGCUCUGUGUGCUCCAUAUCAACAACAACAGGUGUCAGGAAUGUUUCAGAACCAGUACCUUUACCACUACUGUGUGGUGGAACCACAAGAGGCCAUUGCCGUUGUGUUCGGCUUCUUGGUGACCGCAGCUUUGAUCAUCAUGCUCGUCUUCGCCCUCAAGACUCGGCAAAAGAUCAACAACUAUGGAAAAGAGAACAUCUUGUGGAAGAAAGUAAAAGUUGUGGAUGAUCUUGCACCUCCUGAGGACGUUGAGGCGUGGGUGAACAACGUCUCUGCUUCUCCUCAAGAGGCCCUAGCUGCAGACUACCCAGACCACUCAGACUACCCCGAGAAGCGGAGAGGCUCGAGGAGUUACCUGGAUGAUGAGAGCAACUACGACAAACCCCCCAUAAGCUACACCCCACAACCUAUGGUUGAAAGGCCCUUGCAGAACGGGGCCCCUUACAGCAGCAGCAGCUCUGAGAUCACGAGCUCAACGGGGCGGCCCAAAAAGAGGCGCGCAGGACGGCCACGCCGCGCCGACGGGCAGGACUACGACACAGACUACAACUCGUCUGGGGACGAGCUGGACGACAACGACUUCGACAGCGAGUUCCCGCCAAUAGCAAACGAGCAGGAGCGCAACAGCUACAAGCAGGAGUUCGACCGCGACCACCUGGAGUACAAAGACCUGCAGGCGGAGCUGGACAUCCUCAACAAGGACCUGUCCAAUCUGGACAGAGAGCUGGACGGGCUGGAGGAGGGAAGCCCACAGUUCCUGGACACUCUGGAUGAGUACAACAAGCUGAAGAGAAUCAAGAAGUCUGCAGAUUACCAGGUGAAGAAGCGCAGGUGUAAAUAUCUGAAGCACAAACUGAACCACAUCAAGAAGAUGGUCAGUGAUUACGACCGCAGGACCUGAAUGAGUCUGGAUUAAUGACUCUUGUCAAGCGCAGGAAGGACAGCUGUAAAUCUGGGUUGGCACUUUUUUUUUUUUUUUUUUGACAGUAAGUUUGUCUCCAAAGGACAAAGAUAGGGUGAUUUACAUGAAAGUUGUGACAGCUUGGUUGUAUUUUAUGUUUUUUAGCACCACAGAAACAGAUU